Molecule: messenger RNA, 1420 nt
Organism: Rhizophagus irregularis DAOM 181602=DAOM 197198
Lineage: Eukaryota; Fungi; Glomeromycota; Glomeromycetes; Glomerales; Glomeraceae
Source: RefSeq, a predicted model, not a curated record
GGAUUAUUUUGUUCAACAUCAAAUAUCAAUUUAUAAUAAAUCUAAUAAUCAAGUUAUGAAUCUUGAAAUUCCUAUUAUUUAUGGUUUAAUUGAACAAAAAGGUGCUGGAAUUCAUUUAUGUGCAAUAUUGGAUUUUUUAAUUAAAUUACAUAAUGAAUUUUUGGAUAAUGUCAUAUCAAUCCCAUUUGAAAAGUGUAAAUGUCUAAAGUUUUUAGAAAAUAUUACUUGGAAUACUUUGGAGAGUAAAACUUAUUUUAUUAAAUCAAUUAAGAUGACUCAAGCUCAAGAUAUCAAUUUUAUUAAUUAUCAUUGGAAUGAUAAGAUUUUAAAAUAUAGUCAAAAAAAAUUAAAGAUAAAAGAAAUAAAUUUUAUAUUUGAUUUACAAAAAAUUGAGAUGAAACUUGCUAAAAAAUUAGUUCUUAACAAAGUUUAUUUUGAAAUGGAAGAAGAUCAGGUUUAUUUGAAGAAUUUUUUAUUUAAGAAUGAGCUAUUUCAUAAUUCUUUCAGAAUUUUGUCUGAUAUUAAAAAGUUAUUACCACAAGAACCAAUCCCAAUAGAGAAGCUAUCAUUAAUUUCAACAAUAAUUCAACCACAAAAUUCUUCUUCAAUGUCUAAUAUAUCAUUAAAUUCAUUAAAUUCAAAUAAUUUACCUGAAUUACUCUUUCUUUUUGAAGCAAUUUUUUAUUCUAUUAAAGAAUUAUCAGUUAAAAAUAACAAGUUAAUUAUUUUAGAUUUUGUUAAUCGAUGGUUAAAAUCAGCAAGAUAUAAUGUAGAAUUCAUAAGCAUACUUGGUGAAUUUUCUUUAAAAUAUAUUGUAGAACUUUAUGAAUUAAUUGAAGAACAAGUCGCAGAUUCAACAAUUAAUAAUAUUGACAAUAAAUUUAAAACUCCAUUGAUACAACAAACGAAGGAUUUAAUUAACAAUAUUAUAGAUUAUUAUCCAAAAAGUCAACAAGACAUACAACUUAUUCCUGCUAAAGCAUUUUCUCUUGCUUUAAAAAGAUUUAUUUAUAGAUUCUUGUUAAAUGAUUCUAUUAUGAAAAUAUUAAAUUCAAAUAAUUUAAGUAUAUAUUUUUUGGAUUUUACCUUAGAUUUAUGGCCAAGUGAUGUUAAUGAAGAAUUGAUUAAAAAAUUGUUUCCUACUUGUUUAUUGGUAUCUCAUGCUUAUGACACUUAUAACUUUAUCAUUAAUGAAAUUGAGGCUAUUAGGAAAUGCGAUAUUAUUGACGUUGAUCAAUAAUAUAUUAUUAAAAUGUUUUUGUUAAGUAGGAGAUAUCGGCGCGUUGGUCUAAUCGCUAAUGACAUAAUAUUAUUAUUAGAAUGAAAUUGUAUAAAAAAAAUUUAUGUAUAUUGUUUUCUCUUUUUUAUUUUCUUAAAUGAAUGAAUAAUUUGUAAAUUUUAUGUGUAAAUGAUCUGCAAA